Molecule: messenger RNA, 7814 nt
Organism: Zerene cesonia (dogface butterfly)
Lineage: Eukaryota; Metazoa; Arthropoda; Insecta; Lepidoptera; Pieridae
Gene: Gug
Product: arginine-glutamic acid dipeptide repeats protein
Exons: 1
Coding region: 382-5877 (1831 amino acids)
Cellular component (GO): nucleus
Molecular function (GO): transcription corepressor activity
Source: RefSeq, a predicted model, not a curated record
CUAUGGUGAAAUCCAAAGAAAGGUGAAGCUAAACAAAAGGGUAGCAUGUAGAUAACAUUUACUAAAUUAUUAGUAAAUUACAAUAUAAAAGUAACUUAAUGCAUGUAAUCAUAUAUCGCAAUUAAGUGAGUUUAAGUGUUUUAACAUACGCUGUUCCAUACAAGCUCUUAUAAUGAAGUACAAUGCAUCGUGUAAUGGUGGCCAUUAAAAGAAAUAAUUAUGAAUAUUGGCAUACUACAUAUCAAAUAAAAACUCAAAAUUACCGUGCUCAUUGUGUAUAGUGCAUCUAUAUAAGUUACAACUGGACAAUAUGUAAACAAACGGAUCGCUUGUGCUGUACGAGUGUUUUGAAUUGAGUGUAAAUAGUGAGUUUACCUUACGAUGGCCCAGAAUCAAGGGGAGAUUCAGGUGACACAGAAUCAACCCGUGAAUAAGGAUAAAGAUAUAUAUGCUUGCCUUCCCGAUAUACGUACAAAUGGUCCCUUGGGACCAGAUGAGCCAUGUCCAGGUGGUGAAGAACUACGAUGGUUGCCAGCUCAGGCUACUGACCGGGAUUUGGUUAUGUAUUUGAGAGCUGCACGUUCUAUGGCUGCAUUUGCCGGUAUGUGUGACGGAGGUUCCCCUGACGAUGGCUGUGUAGCCGCAAGUCGUGAUGAUACAACAAUUAAUGCACUUGACGUUUUACAUGAUUCUGGUUAUGAUCCAGGUCGUGCUUUACAAGCUCUCGUGAAAUGUCCUGUCCCUAAAGGGAUUGAGAAGAAAUGGUCAGAAGAAGAGACAAAAAGAUUUGUGAAAGGUAUAAGACAAUUUGGUAAGAACUUUUUUAAGAUCAAAAAAGAUUUAUUGCCUCAUAAAGACACUGCAGAGUUAGUGGAGUUCUAUUAUUUGUGGAAAAAGACACCAGGUGCUAGUAGUAACCGACCGCAUAGAAGGAGACGACAAGCAUUAAGGCGAGUCCGCAACACAAGAAACUCUCGGGCUGGGACCCCUAAAGAGCAAACACCUGAGGCAACACCUACAAUGCCUGAUACUAACGGUUCCAGACCUUCACCAAAUCCUAAAGAGGCAGGUGAAAUGAGUUCAGUUACGGAAGAUGAAAAUUCUGAAGAUGAUAGUGAUUCAAGGGAUGCGGGAGAUUUAGCUAAAGCUGAUAAUGGCAGGAGUGGAGAUAAUCCAGAUGAUUCACCUAGUAGGAUGAGAACUAGAAAUAAAUCUAAAGAGCAAACAACACCAAGUAGUAAAAAGGGUCAAGAUGAAAGUGAUACUGACACCAAGGCCAAGAAACCUAACAAACCAAAUACACAAAGUACAAACAACAAUAAUGACAAAGUUCCUUCCUCUCCUGUUAGUAAAGAUACUAAGAAGAAAGUAGCAAAUGGUAAAGUUGUUGUUGAUGUAUCAAAGGUUAAGAAACGCCUUCCUGAUGAUAGUAAAAUAGAAGGCAUAAUGGAUGGUGAUGUACAAAUGAAGAAAAAGAAAGCAGCUGAACCACCCGAAAGCCCAUCAGAAAGUCUAACAAAUGAUAGUUUUCCAGCCAUGGAUGAAACUGAAACCCCAGAGGCUGAACCUGAAGCAUGUGACUAUAGUAUUAAUAAGACUGAUAAAGAAAAUAUAGAACAAAAUAAGGAACCAGAGAUGGAACAACCUACUAAACCCAUUGAACCACAAAUUAAAGUAGAAGCCAAUGUUGAACCAAUAAUUAAGACAGAAAAGGAUGCAUUGCCUCCUGUUUUUAAAGUGAGUGCAGAAAAAGAAAAUAGAGCUGUAUUAGACUUAAAAACUGAUACAGCACCAGCUAAAGGUCAUGAAAACAUUGACCCCCGGACUUUUACAGUGUUUCCCAAGACUGAACUUAUUAUACCUAAAGUUACUCCAAUGACAACCGAGGCUAUGGAAAAAAUUAAGAUUAAGGAAGAGAUAGAUACAGAUGAUCAGUCAAUGAAUUUACAAAAAGAGGAAUUCCAAAAAGAUCCAUUGGCUCAAAAUUACCCAGCUCAUUCAAUCAACCAAGUAAAUAAACCUAUGAUUAUGGAACAUACAAACUUCUUUGUGAAAGAUAGCCAUAUAUAUAAUCCUAAAUUAAGCCACAGCAUUAAAAUAGAAGGUGUUCCAAAUCCAAUAUUUAAUCCAGUCAAUAUUAAGGAUACUAAUUCUAUAAUAAGGAAUGCUAAAGAUUAUUCAAACAAUGUGCCUCCAUUCCCAUACACAUCUAACAUUAACUUUGCAAAUGAUGCAAAUAAACACAACCCCUUAAUAAAUCCCUUGAAAACUGUGAUUAAAUUAGAACCAAGGGAUGAGGCAAGUGAAAUGAAAAAUCAAAAUACACCAGAGAUAUUUACAGCAACAAUAUCAACAGCAAACAAAGUUGAUUCUCCUAAUACUCCCAGAUUGGAAUCUUUGCAAAGAAUAAGUCCAUCACCAACAAGUGUGCGUGGAUCAUCUCCUCCUCACAUGGAACAUCCAUCUGCAACAAAUACAGAACCUAUUUCUCCUGCAAAUACUCAAGAAAUGAAAUCACAGGAAUCAGAUGCAGAUGAUAAACAACCUACAGAUUUAAAAACACAACCCAUGCCAAAAGCUGAUAAUCAAAAUACUAACUUAAGACCACCAAUAUUCCCAGCGCCAGUUAGACCGGAAAAUCUUGGAAUUAGACCAACUGAAGUACCAAAUAUACCCGUAUCAGGUCACAGCAUGCCCCCACCUCCUCUCAGCCAGCCUUCAAUUUCUGGACUGUUACCGCCAGGACCUUUAAUAUCUGUAAGUGGUGGAGGGUCUAACAUUGGUCCUUAUGGAUUCAUGCCAUCCUCAUUAUAUGGUCAUACUGGACAUCCAGGUUUGGAAAAACCAAGUUCAUUACCACCUCUUAUGCAACAAGUGCCUCCUUCACAUAGCAUUUCAGGUGGAAAUAUGAUGCAAUCUCAAUCAAAUCAAAAUGAUCCAUCAAUGCCUCAAGACCUGAAGAUAAAACAAGAAGUUCCAGAUAAUAUGCCUGCUAAUCUUUCUACUCAAAGUGUAUCUGAUCCUCUGCAGUCAUUGAAAGAAGUGAAAGUACCAGGAUAUCCAAUUGGAAGUUCAAUAGCACAACAUUUGAGCUCUGAAAGGGACAGAGAAUCAAUGUCAAGUGUUGAAAACAAUAGUAGACCUCCAAGCCAACCUACAAAUGAAAAUUCAAGUAUGCCAAGUGCUUUCCUCGGUCCUAGAAUAGAAAGCAUUAAGAAAGAGCCAGACUUCUUGCAUCAACCUCACAUUACUCCAGUAUCUACGAGUCAAAGCAGUGGAAUGGAUUCAUCAAGCACUAUUCCUCCCGUUAAAAGCCCACAUACUCCAACACCUAUAAAAAGUCAAUCAAGUCACAAUGGGACUCCUAGUCACCCUCACCCAUCUGCUACCACAUCUCCAUUUUCAAGACACCUCACGAGUCCCUCACAGCCCAGACAAAUUUCAGCAUCUCCCGUACAACCAAAUACUCCUGUUUCACAUUCAGCUCUAAACUUGAUGAAUCCCACUCCAUUAUCAAUUCCUUCAACAAUGGCGGGCCCUGUUCUGCAUUCAAGUCAACAGCAUGGGCCUCCCCCACCACAUCCUUUUGCGUCGCAUCUACACCAUCCUCAUCAUCCAUUACUUCAUCCAUCUUCAAUAUUUCAGCUUUCUGCAGCUGCUGCAGCACAUGCUAUGCAUCCAUACUAUUCCCACCCUCAUCCUGGUUACUCAAUGCCAUAUCCAUAUCCGUAUGGUCCAUUACCACAGCCGCAUCCGAUACCCCCAAUGCAUCCAUCGUCAAGCACACCUGGAAGGCACGAUCCGUCAAAACCAUCUACCAUAGAGUCUACAACCAUGCUUAGCGCUCAUCAUAGUACUAGUUCAUCUGUUACGACAAGAUCUUUGAGAGAAAUAUCCGAAACUACAGAAGAUCCAAGGAAUCCAAAUGCCACAACUGAGCGUCACCAAUUGCAUGAAACUACUAUGACGCAUCAUCAUUCUACGAGUCACCACAGCGCUGUUCACACCAGUACGGAAAAACAACCUAGUCAUGUUGGCGGUGGGACAAAUCAUACUCUGUCUAUAUCACACUCAACUUCAAGCAGCUCCUCCCAAUCUAUACAACAUAAGAUAAAUACACAACAGAAAACCAGUUCCCAUUCAAGUUCUCCGCACCACCUUUCAGCAAGUGUUUCUCAGACAACCAGCUCUUCGUCGAGCGUUAAUGUCACAAAUAAUCAUACGCAUCAUCAUUCGCAUCAUUUGGCUCAUCACCCCGAAAGACUUUCUCCCGCAGACUCUAUGCUUCUCCGACACCAUCCAAAGAUGAUGCCUGGAAAUCCAAACCAUCUUAUGAUUCAACCACCUUCAAUGGGCCAUCCUAUGAGCCUUGCCCUACCUCCUGGCCCGGGUCCAAGUUCAAUUGAAAGUUUGCGAUUACACGCGCAAGCUGCAGCUGGAUUACAAGCAUCUCAUGGUAGAUCUGGGUCGCCUCAUCAACUUGCACCUGGACAUCCACAUCUACGUGGUCCACCCCGGCCUAUACCUGAUGAUAAUCCUGAAUUAAAAUUAGAGACACAAUCACAACCUGAAGAGGAAGAAAUUCCAAGUCCGGCUCAUAUUCCUCAUGGACCUAGCCCAGAACCUAAAAUAGAAGACACAGAAUGUCAUCGAUCACAAUCUGCAAUAUUCCUAAGACAUUGGAAUCGUGGUGAUUACAAUUCAUGUACUCGCACUGAUCUUAUAUUCAAACCAGUGCCAGAAUCGAAACUUGCACGUAAACGGGAAGAACGUUUGAGGAAACAAGCAGAAAGAGAUAGAGAGGAAAGAGAAAAAAUAGCUCAACAAGCACACAGAAAAAUAGCAACACCAGAAAAGCCCGAUACAAAACCGCCAUCAAGAGGUGCUAUCGAAACAAUAACAUCUCCGUACUUUCCAAGACCGCCUGGAUAUCCUGACUCACCAUCUUUACGACAGCUUUCUGAUUAUGCUAGGCCUCACGCUGGUUUUAGCCCAGGAAAUCUGCCUCGUCAUUGUAUGGAUCCAAUGCUUCAAUAUCAAUUAAGCUCUAUGUACGGUGCUGCUGGAGCGCGUGAACGUCUUGAACUAGAGCAUCUUGAAAGAGAAAAGAGAGAUAGAGAAAUAAGAGAAUUACGAGAAAGAGAGUUGAAUGAUAGACUAAAAGAAGAACUGCUCAAAAAUAAUGUAGGACCACGUGCUCUCGAUCCACAUUGGUUGGAAAUGCAUCGGAGGUAUGGAAUGCCUCCACCGCCUCCCCAAGGUGCAAUACCAGUCCAGUUCGGUUUAUAUCCACCUGGGCAUGGCCCGGGCGCGCUUUCACAGUUAGAGCGCGAACGACUAGAGAGAUUAGGUAUACCUCCAGCAGGUGCAGGAGGUCCACCCCAAUCGGUGCCUGUUACUGGUGCUCCCCCUCACCACCCACAUCAUCCACACCCUGGCGUUGCCGCGGCACAAUUAGAAGCGGCUGAAAGAUUAGCGCUCGCCGCUGACCCUAUGGUGCGUCUACAAAUGGCGGGAAUAAAUCCUGAAUAUCACGCGCAUACCCACGCUCACACUCAUGCGCACUCUCACACCCAUUUACAUCUACAUCCUGGACAACAAGCUGCUGCGCAAGCCCAGCAGGAUGCAUUGAGUUUAGGACUUGGAGCUGGUGCUCCAUACCGACCACUGCCUCACCCUGAUUUGCUCGGGAGACCUUACGCCGAGCAACUAGCGCAACAGGCAGCAGCUCACGAGCAGCUUCAACGACAGCUGUUAUUGGAGAGAGAAAGAGGAUUUCUACAUCCAGCACAUCACGAAGACUUCCUCCGACAGCAAAGGGAACGGGAACUGAAAGUGCGGGCGCUAGAAGAAGCCGCUAGAGCUUCGCGUCCGUAGUACGCCGCGCGCCCUAAGCCCGACAAUGACGUAGUCUUGAUCGAGUAAAGGACGCCCCCACAGACUAUAGCCUUGUAAAACAUAUACAUUAAAGUGUUCACGCGAUAGUGCUACGAGAUUGAGGACCGAACUAUUUUAUUUCAAAAGUGUGAUGACACCUGUAAUUUAUAUACAUAAGUAUUUAAGUUUUUUUAAUACUUUUAUAGCAUGGCCGUAUAGUACGCUUUUAAUCCAUGCUCAAAUUUAUUUCUUAACUACUAGUCAUAAUUAAAUUUUAUUUGUAGAGGAUGAAACAUGAGUCACACAGUGUGGUUUUAGUUUAAAUUAUUAAUGUUUUGUAUGUUUUAAUAAUAACAGUUUAUGGGUGCUGGAUAGCAUUCAUGUGAAUGGCCACAUGAUUAGUUUUUAUGUAAAAUGUAAUAAUCUCAACACUUAUGUUCAUGACAUAAUAAUUAUCUAUAUUUAAAUGAGGUUGUAAAAUAAGUCUAUUAGGGAUUCCGCUGUUUAUCUGUAACUAAAUCGACUAUUUGUUAAUACCUGCUGGCUAAUUUUAUGAUUGUUAGUUUAUAAACAAUAAGUUGUAUUUACAUAUCAAUUUGUACAAUAAUACGAUAAAAAUGUUUGAAAAAUUCAAAAGUGCACGACUCAUAAUGCUCAAGAAGAAAAUAUGUGCUUAUUAUAGUUUUUCAUAAUAACUAUCAAAUGACGAUAAGAUAACCAUUUUCAAUACCAUAUUCGUAUAGAUCUAAAUAUAAAGGUUAUGAAAAAACAAACUGAUUCAAUUAAAUAGUUUUUAUGCAAGUUAUCGUGUUUCAAAGAAAAAAAAGUGUUGGCUGACGGGAUUUUUUUUUUUUACUAUUUCUUUUUUUUUCUGGUGCUGUUAUCUUAAAUUAAUAUUUACCAGUGCUGAAUUAAUCUCCAUUAAAUUAUCUAUAAAAUGAUGCGUAGAUUCAAAAGAUUACGAGGAUUAUAAAUCGAGCAAUUAAUUAAAUGUGGCACCGAGGUUAAUCGAAUUUUUCGGUAGUAGAGCACUCUUGCUUCGCAUUAUGAGUCGUGCAAUUAAUUCGAUUUUUGAAAAGAAAGUUUAAACAGUUUCCGAAUCUUUGUAACUCGAUGAUACUUGAGUAUCAUUAGAGUAGACAUUAUUAUUUAAUUAAUUAUUUUAGUUUGCGACAGGCUAAGUUCUUGGUGCAAAUUUAAUUGGCUGGAAUGGAGAAAAAUAUUACAAUGAAAUUGUAAAAAUUUUUAUAAUUAACAUUUUCUCCACAAAUGCAAUUAUAUGCAAGUAAAUCCCAGUAUCUAACAAUAUUUGUGUAAAUUAUAUUUCUAUAUUUUUAAGUUGUAAUAAAGUUUGGAGUUAAAGCGAAAUUUUAUUGAGUACAAAACAAUUUUACAUACCGAUACGAACAAUUAGAUGCAAUAAUACAUUAAUUAGAUACAUAAGCCGAAUUAACAUUUUAAUAUUUACUACUUAUGGUUAGUGUACACUGUGUAAUAUUUGUUAUAUAUACGCUUAGUGUGUACUAAGCCUAAGAAGUUUUAUAGAGGCAGUAAAUAUUUAAUUAUCUAUUGGUUCUAUUUUAAAUGUAAGACUUGUAAUUCUCACCCAAUGUACACAUUGAAAUAAUUCUAAUGCACUACAUUGUAAAAUAAACCCAUUUGUAACAAAUUAUAGAAUUGUAGAGUUGAUUAAUGAAAAUUAUAGGUUAUCAUAGAUGUAAUAAAUUAAAAACGUCGCUUAGUAGGUAUUAUGUUCAUAAUGCCAUAGUUACUUUCUGAUAUUUAAAAGAGAAAUGAGUAUUAUUUUUAGAUACAAAUUAUAUCUUUAAUUAAGAAGUUGCGUGUCGAUUUAACGUCAUUUAUUUAGACAAUAAGGUUAAAUGGAUGUCUUAGUGCUUUUGUGUAAAUUUUUUGAAUAAUAUAUGUGGAAAAAUUCA